CGCUGCCUUGACGACGACGGAGUGCUGAAGCUAGGGCCGCCCCGCACGCCGCCGCUGGUCGUCCACUGCCGCGCGCCCCUGCGCCGCCUCGCCGCGCCCGUAGCCGUGCGUCCGCAGGGCACUGCUGGCCAGCUUCUCCGCCGCGCGCGCUGCCCUGCACGCCGCCGCUGCUCAGCCCGUAGCAGUGCUGCCCUUCGCCCACUGCUCCUCCUCUCCCCAAUUUCUCCCCAAAUCCUUAGUUUGCUCACUCGUGCUCCAGCUUCCAGAUGUUAUCAUCAAAGGUCACCCGGUUUUUCAGCAAGCGUAUCAUCCCAUUUUUUGCUUUGCGAAGGAUUAAAUCUGUUGAAGCAAGCAACAAACCAAGGUUUUACCGCUUCCACCAAUCUCAAGCGAUGGCCAUGUUUGCAAAUGUCGCCAAUGGCAGUUCAUAUAAUCCUGAUAUUCGGAGGAACUAUCAAGUGGUGGUUGCUGCAACCCAUGAGAUGGGCAUUGGGAAGGAUGGAGCGUUACCAUGGAAACUGCCUAGUGAUCUAAAUUUUUUUAAGGAGCUUACAAUGGCCACAUCAGAUCCAUCAAAGAAAAAUGCAGUCAUAAUGGGAAGGAAAACAUGGGAAAGCAUACCUGCUAAGUUUAGACCACUGCCUGGUCGCUUGAAUGUUAUACUGACUCGUUCUGGUAGUUUUGAUUUUGCAACAGUGGAGAAUGUUGUUAUAUGUGGAAGCUUGGAUUCUUCCUUGGAACUACUAGCAUCAACUCCCUACAGCUUAACAAUUGAGAAAGCUUUUUUAAUAGGGGGUGGCCAGGUGCUGAGGGAUUCUCUAAAUGCGCCGGCAUGUGAGGCCAUCCAUCUUACUGACAUAGAGUCAACCAUUGAAUGCGAUACUUACAUUCCUCCUAUUGAUCUAUCGGUUUUCCACCCUUGGUAUUCAUCUUUUCCAGUUGUGGAAAACAACAUUAGGCACUCUUUCGUGACUUUUGUCCGCGUUAGAAAACCAGUAACAGAAGUUAAUGAUUCAAAUGGCAAUGAUGCUAAGAAGGAAAGGUUUGAAAUAAAGAAUUUUUCAUUUCUACCAAAAAUGAUCUUUGAAAGGCAUGAUGAGUAUCAGUAUCUCAACCUUGUUCAAGAUAUAAUACAGAGUGGUGCAAGAAAAAAUGACAGAACAGGAACAGGAACAUUAUCAAAAUUUGGUUGCCAGAUGCGGUUUAACUUGAGGAGAAACUUUCCAUUACUAACAACAAAGAGAGUGUUUUGGCGUGGUGUUCUUGAAGAGCUUCUGUGGUUCAUCAGUGGCUCAACAAAUGCAAAGGUUUUACAGGAAAAAGGCAUUCAUAUAUGGGAUGGCAAUGCUUCAAGGGAGUAUCUUGACAGUAUUGGUUUAUCUCAAAGAGAGGAGGGUGAUUUGGGACCAGUUUAUGGAUUUCAGUGGAGACACUUCGGUGCUGAAUAUACCGACAUGCAUGCCGAUUAUACAGGAAAAGGUUAUGAUCAGUUAAUUGAUGUCAUUAACAAAAUCAGGAAUAACCCUGAUGAUAGGCGAAUCAUUCUUUCUGCAUGGAAUCCGACAGAUCUCAAGAAGAUGGCACUUCCACCUUGCCACAUGUUUGCACAGUUUUAUGUUGAGAAUGGGGAGUUAUCAUGUCAGAUGUAUCAACGUUCUGCUGAUAUGGGCCUUGGUGUACCAUUCAACAUUGCUUCAUAUUCUCUUCUGACAUGUAUGAUUGCACAAGUUUGUGAUCUUUCUCCUGGAGAUUUUGUCCAUGUUAUUGGUGAUGCCCAUGUCUACAGUACACAUGUUCGAGCUUUGGAGGAACAAAUCAAGAAGCAGCCUAAGCCAUUUCCUAUUUUGAAGAUAAAUCCUGUGAAGAAGGAUAUCGAUUCAUUUGUUGCAUCGGAUUUUGAACUGGUUUGCUAUGAUCCUCACCAGAAAAUAGAAAUGAAGAUGGCAGUAUAAGGAGUUUCCAACUUAGCAUCCACCAUUGGUACCAGUAAUAUGUCAGCUGUUUUUUUUUUCAGAAGCAAAGUUUCGCUUUGGUGCUGCCACAUGUACUUGUAUUAUGGAUGGUGUCUUUAAUAUUUAUUUGGAUAGUUGGAUUUGAGUUUCGUUGACAUCCGGUCCAGUGGCAUUUGUGCUUCUAGGUCUCUAGGACUCGAGAGCCUUGAGGAAUCUUUUGCACCCUUUGGAUAUAUGAAUGGGAAGUUAGAAGUAUGAUGACUAUAA
Molecule: messenger RNA, 2219 nt
Organism: Brachypodium distachyon (stiff brome)
Lineage: Eukaryota; Viridiplantae; Streptophyta; Magnoliopsida; Poales; Poaceae
Product: putative bifunctional dihydrofolate reductase-thymidylate synthase
Exons: 12
Coding region: 267-1952 (561 amino acids)
Biological process (GO): one-carbon metabolic process; dTMP biosynthetic process; tetrahydrofolate biosynthetic process
Cellular component (GO): mitochondrion; cytosol
Molecular function (GO): thymidylate synthase activity; dihydrofolate reductase activity
Source: RefSeq, a predicted model, not a curated record